GUCUUCAACACGCCCCUCCUCCACUACAAAAGGCCCUGAGACCUCUCUCCCAGUAACAGAGGGAGUACCCUUGUCUUCAACACGCCCCUCCUCCACUACAAAGGGCCCUGAGACCUCUCUCCCAGUAACAGAGGGUAGUACCCUGUCUUCAACACGCCCCUCCGCCACUACAAAGGGCCCUGAGACCUCUCUCCCAGUAUCACAUAGUACCUCGCUCGCUACCUCGACCACCGCCAAUACAGAAGGCUCCCAGGUCCCCACUACAAAGGGCCCUGAGACCUCUCUCCCAGUGACCGAUGGCGCCACGUCCUCAACCCCCACAGCUACCAUUACAGGGAGCCCUCAUACAGACAAAACCACUGGAACAGAGGGGACUACCGAUUCUACAACCACAGCUGACACUCCAGCCUUGCCCCCCACCUCCGGCUCUUCCUCCAGCCCACCCUCUCCAGGCUCAACCCAAACCCCAGGCAGCAGCACUGAGGCCCCCAUAGACACCUCCACCACCACCACUUCCCCCUCACCCACCAUCACACCUACAGGAGAAACCCCUGGACAACCAACUAGCAAAACUAGUGAGAGCCCACUUCCUCCUUUCCACACCUCCACCUCCCCUACCGGUGGAAUCACCACCCAGCCAGAGUCAGCCAUCACUGCUACCACAUCCCUGCCACCACCCAUCCCCAUAGUGUGUCCCUCCACUCCCUGUCCGUAUGAUAGCAUCUGUCUCAAUGGCACCUGCCAGUGUGUGUCUGGGACCUUCCUCUUAGAGGGCCGCUGUGUACAAGCCCAAGUGUUCUCUGGAGACCUGCAUCUCAACCAGACAUUUCAGGCUGAAAUGAGCAACCGGUCAUCAGUGAUAUUUCGGCAAACAGCAGCCAGGAUCUCAGAGGCACUGAGAAGAGCCUUGGAAAACGAGUCUGGAUACAGCCAGACUGAUGUCGUGCUGUUGAGGCAAGGCAGUGUGAUAGCGACCGUGAACAACGUGUUUAAACUAGGCUCCAGUGCCACCCAGACUUCGACCAAUGGCGCUAUAGAGAGAGCCAUACAAGCCUGUGGGACGACAUGUGGGAGUAUACUGGAAAGAGCUACAUUUACGGCCACUGACCUAUGUGAUCAGGCCCCCCUACCGUGUGAUGUCCACUCUACUACGUGCAAAUACAAAGAAGACGGAGUGACCAGAUGCUUCUGUAAGGCUGGCUACAUCAACAGCUUCUACUCAAACCAAAGCUGCACAGCCUGUCCCAGUGGUCAAAGGUCAGAGGGAGACACAUGUGUGCCAUGCCCGUUUGGCUACGCUGGAUUCAACUGCACUGACUCGGCUCUGUUGGCAGUGGUGGUCAUCGCCUGUGUACUGGGGGGAGUCCUUCUCAUCAUGCUGCUGGCCUUGUUUGCAUAUUGCUGCUGGUACCGGUCGCAGUCAGUGAAGAAGCCUUCAGCAGAGUUCAGCAGCCCGUACCCUGUGGAGAACUUCCAGGGCCCCUGGUCCACCACCCAGGGCAUCACCCCGAUCCCCCGGGCCAGCACCAACUGGGCUUCAGCCCCCAUGGAGAUGACCGAAGGGGGCAGCACACACCACCUGGUCGACAUGAAGCCCCACACCAACGGAGCGGGAUUCCACAUCCUGCCUAAACGGGGGAAGAAGACCGGGUCGUAUGACCUGACCUCAGACAGCAUGAACACGUUCAAGGGGAAGAACCAGUCUCGCUACUCCUACCUGGUGCAGGGCCACGAGAACCCUUACUUCAUACCUGCAGAUGACAGGAGACCCGUAUGAGAMCCACAGUGACGUCUGGAGACAAGGGCCCGUAUUCACAAAGCGUCUCAGAGCAGAAAUGCUGAUCUAGGAUCAUUUUUGCCUUCUUUAAUCGCAAUGACCAAAAAGGGGAGACCUGAUCCUGGAUCAGCAAUCCUACUCUUAGAUGCUUUGUUAAUAUUUGCCRUUGAGAGGAGAGRAGGACGGGAUAGAGAGAGGAGGGAAGGCUACAGGGCAGAUGGGGGUGUGUAUCGGACAAAAAUGGCUGAAGAUCAAAUUGAGAAGUCACUGACUUCUAGUAACUCUGGGUAUAGGUACAUCUUCUCACUCUAUUUAUGUUGAACUAUGUAGAACUCUGUGUAUACCUUUUCAUCAGGAUGUUCGGAUAGAUGCCAUGUGUAGGGCAUCUGUAGUAAUUUGUUGUUUACAAUCCUUCAUGGACUGGAAUCAUUCACGGUUUAACGGCACAACUACAAGGGACUUGACAGCAGGGUUUUAAAUAUGUUCUUCUUGAAUCCAUUAUCAAAAUCAGCUUUAUGGUUCACAACGAUCUGGGGUCAAACAUUCACUGACUUCCCAGGGAUUCACUUCAAUAAUUGACACCACCAAAGAGGGUUGUGUUCGCUAUAAAUUCACCGUUUUACAUUUGAAAUGUUCCGUUCAUCUGAUCAUAGUCUUUAUCCUGUUCUGCAAUACAAAGAGAGGAUUCUGAACAAAAAAUAAAUGUAAUAUGUUUUAUUUGUGUCUAUUAUGCUGAGUUUAGACUGGCAGCCCAAAUCCUAUAAUUUUUUCUCACUAAUUGGUAUUUUGAAAAAGAUCUGUGGUUGGUCAAAAUACCAAUUAGUGGGAAGAAAAGGGUCAGAAUUGGACUGCCUUAAACGCAGCCUUAUUAAAUGAAGACUGAGCUGAAUAUAGCUUGUCAUAGCCAGUAGGUGUCGCCAUUGUUCAGGGUCAAGCUUUUCAUGUUUUUUCUCAGCAGUAUGCUGGUAAGGUUAGUUACCUGUAUGUCUAUGUYUUAUUGAAGAGAUUACUGAUAGAUUUUAUUGAAGAUUGGUCAUUCUGCAUUGUAGUGUCUGCGCUCUCACAAUCAACGUAGUAUUUGAAAGUGAUUAAUCCCUUGCUAAUUGCACUAAAUUAUGUAUUGCAUUUCACUACAUGUGAUUUGUUUGGGUGGGGGGAAUCAUAGACACAUUCUCAGCAAGAGCUAAUUUAUUUUAGUAUUUUUACUUUAGGAUUGAAUGUGUUUUCAUGAGGAGAGCUGUGUGUAUGAAUGGCUGAAGGAGCUGGAUCCCUAGUUUAGGGGUUUAUACAGUAAAGGGAUAUUUUGUAUUAGUCUUGUCUGGAGCUGAUAGACCUACUCUACAGUCUAUUAGUUUGGCCUGGAGCUGAGUAGACCGACUCUACAGUCUAUUAGUCUGGUCUGGAGCUGAGUAGACCUACUAUACAGUCUAUAAGUCUGGCCUGGAGCUGAGUAGACCAACUGCAGUCUAUUAGUCUGGCCUGGAGUGGAGUAGACCUACUCUACAGUCUAUUAGUCUGGUCUGGAAGUGGAGUAGACCUACUCUACAGUCUAUUAGUCUGGCCUGGAGUGGAG
Molecule: messenger RNA, 3350 nt
Organism: Salvelinus sp. IW2-2015
Lineage: Eukaryota; Metazoa; Chordata; Actinopteri; Salmoniformes; Salmonidae
Product: mucin-13-like
Source: RefSeq, a predicted model, not a curated record